GUUUGGAGAGAUGAGUGGACGGCGCAGAGCGCAGCUGUCAUGCCGCGCACGGGCUUAAAAUAGACUCAAAGUUUUUUUACAUUUGGCAAUAACCUGCUGUUUUCACCUGCUGUCCGACAACAUGGAGUACUGGAGGCAAUGUGCGAUGUGGCUGAUCAGCUGCAACGUGCUGCCCGCGAACCACCGGGUGACUGCGGACACGGCGCAGGUGUUCGACCUGGCGCAAACCCUGCGGGACGGGGUGCUGCUGUGCCAGCUGCUCAACAACCUGAGGCGUCACACCAUCAACCUGAAGGAGAUCAAUCUCAGGCCGCAGAUGUCACAGUUCCUGUGCUUAAAGAACAUCCGCACAUUCCUAAUGUCUUGCAAUGAGGUGUUUGGGAUGAAGAAGAGUGACUUAUUUGAAGCCUUCGAUCUCUUCGAUGUUCGAGACUUUGGAAAGGUUAUGGACACUCUAUCCAAGCUCUCCUACACAUCAAUAGCACAGCAAGGAGGAUUCAGGCCAUUUCCAACAGAGGAGAGCCUAAAAGACGAGGACAUUUACAAUAAUCUGGAAGACUUGAUUGAUGAGAAUGUCCCUGAGGAUGAGGACGACUUGUAUGCGGCGGUCUAUGGGGUGGAGGAAGACUACGCUGGUGGAGAGAUCUAUGAAGACCUCAUGAGGACUGAGCAGCAUCCCCCAUUGCAGGCAGAGGUGGAUGUCCGGAGCUGCUGCCUCACAGAGAUAAAACAGACGGAGGAGAAAUACACAGAAACCCUGGAGUCCAUUGAGAAGUAUUUUCUGAAUCCUCUGAAGAAAUUCUUCUCCGCAUCUGAAAUCGACAAAGUUUUUGUCAACAUUCCUGAUCUGGUUAAACUUCACAAAAGCCUGAUGAUCGACGUGCAGGACUCCAUCUUAAACAAAAAUGCCUUAAAUCUCUACCAGAUUUUCAUCAGCUACAAAGAAAGACUGCUUAUUUAUGGAAUAUACUGCAGUCACGUGGAGAUCGCCAUCGCUGUUUUAGACCUCAUUUGCAAAGAAAAAGAGGAUGUUCGUCUAAAGCUGGAGGAGUGCUCAAAGAGAGCCAACAAUGGGAAGUUUACACUGAGGGACCUGCUGGUUGUCCCGAUGCAGAGAGUCCUCAAGUACCAUCUACUUCUUCAGGAGCUAGUCAAACACACUCACGAUGCUGCUGACAAGAGCAACUUGAAGAUUGCUCUUGAUGCCAUGAAAGACCUGGCUCAGUUUGUCAACGAGGUGAAGAGAGAUAACGAGACUCUAAGGGAGAUCGACCAGUACCAGAGAUCUAUUGAAAACCUGAAUCAGCCUCUACUCAGCUUUGGUCGACCAAAGGGUGACGGAGAAGUGCGCAUGGUCUCCAGUGUUGACAAGAGGAAACAGGACAGACACAUCUUUCUAUUUGAUGUGGCUGUCAUUGUGUGCAAGAGGAGAGGCGACAACUAUGAGAUGAAGGACAUACUCGAACUCAACUACUUCAAGAUCACAAACAACCCCACUACGGACAGAGAGGGUAAAAAGUGGUGCUACGGGUUCUACGUGACUCACCAGCAGGGACACGUCGGCUUUGAACUCUUUUUUAAGACCAGAGAGCUGAAGAAGAAGUGGCUGGAUCAGUUUGAAAUGGCCAUAUCAAAUAUCCGUCCAGAGAAAGCCAACCACAACUCUCACCAGUUCAAGAUGCACACCUUUGAAAGGAUCACCUCCUGUAGUUUCUGUCACCUCUUGCUCAGGGGCAUCUUUAACCAGGGUUAUCUCUGUCAAAAAUGUGGGCUGGGGGCUCAUAAGGAGUGUCUGGGCCGACUGGGAGUCUGUGGGAGAACAGAUUCCGCCAAGCCGAAACCCAAGGAAAGCACAACACCACCAGACCCAGGUUUACCCAGGAUGGUUGUGAUCAGAGACUACAGUGGCAUCCCCUGUCCCCAGUGCGGGCCCCCACUAAGCAUUCAUGCGGGGGAUGUCAUUGAACUGAUGUUUGCCGACCUGCACAGCUCCUGGUGGCAGGGAAAAAUUCUGGCGACAAGCAAGAUUGGCUUCUUUCCAAGUGAUGCUGUGAGGCCUUGCCCGUGUGUUCCAAAACCUGUCGAUUACUCUGCCCAACUCUGGUUUGCAGGGCCUAUGGAGAGGUACCAGGCUGAGGUGGAGCUUCUGGACCGAGGAAACAGCACCUAUCUGGUUCGACACAGGAGUAAAGAGUGCACUGAGUACGCCAUCAGUAUUAAGUUCAACGAUAAAGUCAAGCACAUUAAGAUUCUGACCAAGAAUGGCUGCUUUUACAUCGCUGAGAGCCGGCUGUUCAAGACUGUGCUGGACUUGGUUGAGUACUACAAGCAGCAUUCUCUGAAGGAGGGUUUCAGCAGUCUUGACACCACUCUGCAGUUUCCCUAUAGGGAACUGUCCAAUGGAAACAUGCCCAAGGCCAUUACCAAGGCUGGCAGUGUUCCUCUUGGCGGCUGCAGCUUUGUUCCUCCCUCAUCCUCGCCUUUCUGGUCAGUGUUUUCUCCCAGGGUGGUGGGUAUUGCAGUGGCACGCUAUGACUUCUGCUCGAGAGACACACGGGAGCUCUCCCUGCUGCAGGGAGACAUUAUCAAGAUCUAUACCAAGAUGUCCAAUGGAUGGUGGAGGGGAGAGGUUGACGGCAGGAUGGGCUGGUUCCCCUCCACCUAUGUAGAAGAGGAGGACUGACUUUGCGGGAGGACUAACGUCUUAGCAGCGUCCAUUCAAAGCCGACCACCUCCAGCGAGCACCAUGCUGCUCAGCCACUCUCUUUGCCCCACAAGUCAGAUCUCUUUGAUAAAACCCAGAGACUCGGACUAAAGAGGAAGCGGCGGUGCCCUCAAAAACCUUCUCCUGCCCUCUGACAGACUCUCACACGGUGCAGAUGUCAAAUCACAGAUUCCAGGAGCGUCACGCCAUAUCUUGCCUCUCUGCGGCCCUGUCUGCCCCUGCGGCCCACCGGGGAGUGCAUGUGCUGUACCCAGAUAACCCCCCCCACCCCCGCCUCCCUUCCUGCUCACCUUGUCUUAUUAUUGAUGACUCCAUUGGCUGGUGUGAGACUUGCCUUCACUGUCAUCAUGUUUCGAUACCAGGAAGGCUCAGUCACCCAACUGGAACACAGAUCCUGCUGACAGCGCACCGCCCAGGUGCCGCACCAAAUUGAAAUGCAGGAGCUGAGGAGCUUUGACUGUUGUUGGAACACUGUAGCCCUCUUGGCUGUUGAGACUUUUGUGCUCAACUUUCUGUCAAAGACUUCAGUAUUUAACAGUUUAAAUCACCUGACUGAAAUGAACAAUGUGAUAUAUAUGAUGAAAUGCACUCGCUCAAUUGUGAUCUGACACAUUGUAGUAAAAGGAUGUAAAGAUUUCAGUAAAGCGUCAAGGACAUUCACAUAUAGUGCGUUCGGUAUCUUGAUGACUAUUAGUCUUGUGGACCCAGAAGUGAUUUGGUCAUAUCAUUACAGGACAGGUCUGGAGACCAAAUAGUUGAUUAUUUUGUUGCACAACAUAAUAAAUAAUAUGUUGUUGUGGAAAAUAUUGAAAUCCACCGCUGAUAAAGUUAUGUCUCCAA
Molecule: messenger RNA, 3565 nt
Organism: Epinephelus lanceolatus (giant grouper)
Lineage: Eukaryota; Metazoa; Chordata; Actinopteri; Perciformes; Serranidae
Source: RefSeq, a predicted model, not a curated record